AGAGGGAGAGACCCAGGCAGAGGGACACACAGGCUCCCUGCAGGGAGCUCAAUGCCGGCCUCCAUCCUGGGACCUGGGGUCAUGCUGUGGGCCGCAGGCACCGAGCCCUCGAGACCCCAUGGCUGUGAGCCUCAUGGACACGAAUCACCCAGUGCCCUGAGGUCCUCUGUAGUAGGAAGGACAGUGGGAUCAUGGAACAACCUAUGUCACUAGGCCAGAAGAAACACCCCGCAGUUCCACUUAUCUUAGUUCAUGAAGUUUUGCCACCUACUUAAGUAAUCAAAAAUGGAAAAUUCUGCAAAAGCAGAAGAGUGUGAAAAGCUCUCUCUCGAAGAGGCAAAAGCAUCAAAAGAUUUGGAAACAAAGUCUUCAUUCAGUAUUAAUGAAAACACAACCACUCCUGGGACUGGACUUUCUGAAAAGGCUCCUGUCUGGGAACAAGCAGACGCACCGAAAAAGAGAAAAAUGGAAUUUGAAGAUGAUCUUAUAAAGGAAAGUUCUAGUUGUGGGGAAGAUACUCCAACCAAGAAAAGAAAACUUGAUGCUGAAAUUGUCCCAGAGGAAAAAGGUUCUGGUGAUGAUGAGGGCAUUUCAAGGAAAAGAAGAAUGGAAACUGAUGAUUUUCCAAAAGAUGAAUCUUCUACUGGAGAUGGCACACAGAAGAAGAGAAAAAUAGAACUUGAGGAUGUUCCUGAAAAGCAAAAAAACUUAGAAGAAGGACACAGUUCAGCAGUGGCUGCCCACUAUAAUGAACUACAGGAAGUUGGUUUGGAGAAGCGUAGCCAAAGUCGUAUUUUUUACCUAAGAAACUUUAAUAAUUGGAUGAAAAGUGUCCUCAUUGGGGAAUUUUUAGAAAAGGUACGACAGAAAAAAAAACGCGAUAUCACUGUUUUGGACCUGGGAUGUGGUAAAGGUGGAGAUUUGCUCAAAUGGAAAAAGGGAAGAAUUAACAAGCUAGUUUGUACAGAUAUCGCUGAUGUUUCUGUCAAACAGUGUCAGCAGCGGUAUGAGGACAUGAAAAAUCGUUGUCGUGAUAAUGAAUAUAUUUUCAAUGCAGAAUUUGUAACUGCUGAUUGUUCAAAGGAACUUUUGUUUAACAAAUUUCGUGACCCUGAAACGUGCUUUGACAUCUGUAGUUGUCAGUUUGUCUGUCAUUAUUCAUUUGAAUCCUAUGAGCAGGCUGACAUGAUGCUCAGAAAUGCCUGUGAGAGACUGAGCCCUGGAGGCUAUUUUAUUGGUACCACUCCUAAUAGCUUUGAACUGAUAAGACGCCUUGAAGCUUCAGAAACAGAAUCAUUUGGGAAUGAGAUAUAUACUGUGAAGUUUCAGAAGAAAGGAGAUUAUCCUUUAUUCGGCUGCAAAUACGACUUCAACUUGGAAGGUGUUGUGGAUGUCCCUGAAUUCUUGGUCUAUUUUCCAUUGCUAAAUGAAAUGGCGAAGAAGUACAAUAUGAAACUAGUCUACAAAAAGACAUUUCUGGAAUUCUAUGAGGAAAAGAUUAAGAACAACGAAAAUAAAAUGCUGUUAAAACGAAUGCAGGCCUUGGAGCCAUAUCCAGCAAAUGAGAAUUCCAAACUUGCCUCUGAGAAGGUGGAUGACUAUGAACAUGCAGCAGAGUACAUGAAGAACAGUCAAGUAAGGUUACCUUUGGGAACCUUAAGUAAAUCAGAGUGGGAAGCCACAAGUAUUUACUUGGUUUUUGCAUUUGAGAAGCAGCAGUGAGCACAUAUGCAGUAGCCCAGGACAGCUGUGUCCCGUCCUAUACAGAUUUGAAUGAUCCAUCCUAGAUUUGACAACUUUGUUUAAUUAUUCUAAAUGUGCAGGAUGCUGCCAGAAACUCCAGUGUAUAAAUUCAACAUUUGCUGUCUGUGACAGAUGAACUUUUGUGUGUGUAUAUAAGAAUCAGUUGGGACCUUUGUCUUUAAAAAUCUAUUUUUAAGUAAUGUUCUAAGAAUUCCAUUUGCCUCACUACUCUCUUAGCGCAUAAAAAUUAUAGUAUGACUUGUUUGAGCUCCUGAGCUCUUUCCACAGUGCUCUGAUUUGUUCAGUGUUUGUUUACAGUAUUAAAUUUAUUGCAGUUAUAGAAUUGAUGAGGGAGCAUACUGGUUUGUGGGGUUUGUGCUUAUUUCUGUAGUUUUGUUAUAUAGUGUUGUUCAAGAUUAAAUGGAUUGUGUUCUGUACUAUUGAAUGUGUUCAAUAUAUAUCACUAAAGUUGCAAGUUUAAAACAGAAUUUUAAAUGAUCAUAAAAAUUAUUUACCUAGAAUUUUUGUCAGUUUUUACGUUUCAUUAUAAAUACUAACUACCUUAUUUGCAAAUACGAUCUAAUUCUGGAACUGGUUAGAACGGUUUCGAUGCCAGCAUAAAAUUAUUUUGGAUUUUAGGGGCUUUAUCUUAAAGAUUUCCUUCCAUAGCAAUGAAUGUUUCUAGUUAUCAGGAAUGUAGUUAGACUGAUUUCUCUUUGUUCCUUGAACAAAAAUGCCACAGUUGUUUUUCUCGUGAUUUAAUGAAAACCUGUCCUGUGUGAACAUUUUCCUCAGAUGUAUGUAUGGAACUGCAACAGGAGGAUGUGAUUAGAGGAAGCUGACAACCAGACUUCGGAUGAAUUCCCCCCGAGGUUAGACGUGUAGGGUACGGGCACUGUGUGCUCUGUAGAUGCGUUACUCCCCUUCAGCCCUGGGAGAACAGUACCUGCCCUCCCGUGUCACCACAUCGUGCUUGGUGCAGUAGGAUCCAGCGUCCCGUCACUGCUCAAGAUCUGUAUUUGCCAUUUCAGAAUUGUUGACUCCUCUUCCAGACCGGACACCUAGGUGAAUGGUCAUCCUUACUUUACGUCACCGUUUAAAAAACUUGCCAGUGUUAGGUGUAGUGAAAAACUUACAAAGAACAAAACAGCAAUUAUUGCAUAUUCUUCUAAAAAUCAUCUAAAAAUGAUUUUUUAAUCAGUGCAUGGAUUUAAAAGACACUACUUUCUAUAAUUAUCCAGAGCACUUGUUUAAAACAGAAAGUUUCUUAGUUUGUUUACAUAUGUUGAUUAUUCAUGGUGUAACAGACGUUUUAACAAGAGAACACGGGUUACCUGCUUUUUGUUCCUUGUCCAAUUUGUCAGUCCCCAAACUGUUACCAGUUUAUAAAAAUUAAGUCUUUUUGCCUUAGUGGUAGCUUGCCAUAAGUCAUUUGGGGGAAAUAAAUAAUAGCAUUUCUGGCUGCUGUUAGCCAGCGGAGGUUUGGUAGUGGUGCUGGGGAUGUAAGGAUGGUGAACUCUUCAUGUUACAUAUGCGGGUUCAUUUUAAUUCUGGGGAAAGUUCCAGAAAGUGUUUUGAUAAUUUGCUAGAGGAUGUGGCUUAUUACUUCUUAAUCAUCAUUUUCAUUUAAUGGCCUUAGCCAAUUUUAAGCAAGUAGUAAAACUUUUUUUAGCCCCUUGCUCUUUCCACCCCAUGGGUGAUUUGUGGGAGAGAAGGAUCCCCUGAAGGAUGGAGUGAUUGGCGGUAAUACAAAGCAGACAAGGAAGGUGCGGUCCCUCAAGGCCUUCACUGAAGGCACAGAAAGGAGUAAAGGAAACCCAAGUGGAUUCAGCCAGUCUUUUCACCUCAAGCAAGCAAGCUGUUGUGUGUACAGGAGGCCCAUGGAGCCGCACCCAGAAGAUGCAGGGUUCUGGCAUUGCCCCGUGCUUGAGCUUUAUCCUUCUAGCCGCCUCUGCUCUACCUUCCAACCUGAUGCCUUCUUCCUGCAGCUAAGUGUCUGGACAGAGACUCAGGGAAACCGGUUAGGAAAGGGGCAUGGCCCUUCACUAUCAGGUCGGUGAUGUGAAGUUUAUGGGAGUGAUUACAGGCUCUCCAGUUUGUCCUCCAACGAUAAAAGUGAAAUGGAGAUCAAACCAGCCACUUGAGAGGACACAACCCAAGGAUUGGGAGGAUUGGUCUGGGAACCUGGCUGGACUGUGGUAUAACGAAUGCUCAAGUUGAAUUCUUUGGGCCUAAAAUAGCUAAAGUGUAACCAUGGUGUUCACAGAGACGAGCUGGCUAUUUCCAGCUGCAUUCAAAGGGGCGGUGUCCUCCCCUGCACACCGCAGCUGUCUGUGGUAAUGCCCACUCUUCCCAUGCCCAGGGUGACUCCCAGAGCAAUCUGCCUUCGGGGAGAGAAGGCAUUGAUUAGAGACUGACUUCUGUUAACUAAUGUGUGUGAUGCCUCUGAGAGGCAGAUGACCGGUGCAGAGUUUCCUGGCCUACAGUGUCCCCAAACCUGAAAGUUGAGGAAAUGUGAUUGCUACCUAAAUCUGUGUUUGUAGCAUUAUGUAAUAGAGCAUCUGAGCAGAGGUGUACAAAGUGGGGGGCUUUGAAGCAGCAUGCGGUGUGGGUCAGCAGUGGGAAGGGGAGGCAGAGAACGCGUGGUCAGAUCCGAGGCCCGGUCUCCCAUCCCCUCAGCCUAUCUUAACUCCUUGCUGUUAUAUUAUUUUGGUCAGUCUUCAAGUAUCCUAGUGAAGAUGGGGUUUCUUGUGUAGAUCUGCCGAUGAAUAUUCUAGCUCCUGAAUGUUGUUUUUCAUUGUUAAUAUGCUGACUUUUUUGUCUACUUCAGGCUUUGUAUUGUGAGCCAGUCGCUGCCAAGGUGUCUGGGUCUUCAAGGUCGGGCCAGAUCCAGGGACCAGAUCCAGGGACCAGGGCCCUGUAAUAAAAGUUGUACCGAAAUGCCUGCGGUAUUUACUGGCCCUUUGGUCACAUAGGAGCACAGGUACAUGAUGUGACCGCCUCGCCUCCCUAGGUGCUACGUCAGGUACCACGCACCUGGGUAGGCUCAUUUCUCGCCCUCUGACAGAGCAAUAUUCCAGGUUCCUCAAAGGCGGGCAGUGCGGUGACUCCUGCACUUAGUGAUAGAUGUGACUAGGCCGGGAGACAGCCAGCUCUUCACCUUCUCUGCUGCUCCUCUGCUCCCACCUAAUCCUGAAGCCUGGGCGCCUGCUCCUCACUGCAGUACUGAGCAAGCGUGGAACACCCAAGAGUACCUCCCUCAGGCUGGGGAGACUUCGGGUUAUCCCAAAGCCCUCUGCUCCCUAGACUCCCUGGGCCAGGAUUCCCUGGGGACAGCAGACCUGGAAUAAAGCCAGGUUGACAACAUUUAGCUCCUUCCUUUGGUCAGUUGCUUUUCUAAAUCCUUUAUGUGCAUUAGUUCACUUUGGCACUCGUGACUAUAUGAGCUACGCACUGUUAUCCCUAUUUUAAUAAUGAGGAAACUGGAGCACAGAGAGAACAUAAAGUUGCCCAAAGCGGAGCCGAGAUUGGACUACCCAUAUCCCUCGAGUCAGGCCCAAAAUCCAAUUUUAUGUUACACCCUCAAGAGAUUAAAUCCAGAUGACUUCUCACCUAUUCACUGCCCACAACUUAAAAUGUUACCUGCUUGGUGCUCCAACCUUUUGGUGUUCAAACCUUUGAUACUUAUUUUGGGACACCUGGGUGGCUCAUUCAGUUAAGUGUCUGCUUUCAGCUUAGGUCAUGAUCCUGGGGUCCUGGGAUCGAGCCCCGUGUCAGGCUCCCUGCUCAGCAGACAGCCUGCUUCUCCUACCCCUUCCCCUGUUCAUAUACAUAUGUUGUGUCUCUCCCUCUCUCUCUAAUCUUGAAAACAGACUUUCGUACUUAAAAUUUAAGUGUCCCCUGAGAGGAGCAUUUAUCCUGUGUAAGGUUUUGGGGCAGAGAGCAAGAGGGUAUUUGAGUGUACUUGGGGACUGAGGGUAAAAGUGAAUAAUCAAUAGGCGAAGAGGACAAAGAGAUAGACUUGGACUUCACAUUUUAGUAGACCUGCUUCUUAAGCUACUAGUCCUGUAGCAAAUCCAGUUUAGUCUGCAUCUUAGUGGGUAGAGGAUGGUUCUUUUCCCACCCUCACCAUUUGGAAGUGGCAAGAAGUGGAAACACAGUUUGAGAGUAGAGCUAACAGGAGAGGCCAAGAGAGAAGGAAUCUUCAGUCUGAGUUGAUUAUCCAGGCAGAGGCAAAUCAUUUUGUUCUAGCUUUUAGUUGAAGUAUAACAUACACAAGUUUUUGGUUUUUCACAAAUGGGCCACAAAUACAAUCACCACUUCAAUCAACAAACUAUUACCACCACCCCAGAACCCCCCCACCAUGUUCCCUUCUGGUAACUACCUCCCCAAGGGUAACCACUAUCUAACGUCUGAGAAAUAGAUUAGUUUUGUCUGGUUUUGGACAUAAUCUAAAUGGAAUCAAAUAGUCUGUAUUCUCUUGUAUCUGGCUGGUUUGCUGUACAUUAUGUUUGUAAGAUUUUUGUUGCAUGAAUUUGUAUGUGGUUUUUUUUUUUCUCUCAUGGCUGUAUAGUAUUCCAUUGCGUAAAUAAACCACAUAUUUAUCCCGUG
Molecule: messenger RNA, 6354 nt
Organism: Canis lupus familiaris (dog)
Lineage: Eukaryota; Metazoa; Chordata; Mammalia; Carnivora; Canidae
Gene: RNMT
Product: RNA guanine-7 methyltransferase
Exons: 12
Coding region: 286-1722 (478 amino acids)
Biological process (GO): 7-methylguanosine mRNA capping
Cellular component (GO): nucleus
Molecular function (GO): mRNA 5'-cap (guanine-N7-)-methyltransferase activity
Source: RefSeq, a predicted model, not a curated record